Lecanosticta acicola is the source of this 2498-nucleotide messenger RNA. The record is from the annotation of a GenBank genome assembly. Lineage: Eukaryota; Fungi; Ascomycota; Dothideomycetes; Mycosphaerellales; Mycosphaerellaceae.
AUGGAAGACCUGCUCGCGCAAGAGUGGGCUGCCGCAGAGCAUGUUCGAGGCCUUCUGAAGAGCGGCCAGUUGGGAAUCGUUGAGCUCCCGACAAUAUUCAGGGAAUAUCGCGUGCUCGCACAAAAAGCCAUUUUUGCCGACUUCCAGAAUGUCGAAUACCGCGAGUCGAGAUUGUGGGACUUGCACCAGGAAGGCCGCAAGAUCUUGCACAAGACGCUGCAGAGACUCCGCCACGAACCUGGUCGGGUAGUUGAAGAGCGAGAAUUCGUCAAGCUCUACAUUCAAUUCUUGAGGGAGAGUGACAAACACUACCGCCAGUACAUCUACCAACUCAACCUGGCCUGCGGCGGUAUUCCUGAGCUCGAGCAUGCAGCUCUUCAGGUCAAGCCAAAUCGUGUAGGCGAAAGCCCACAGCCCGUGCUUGGACCUCACUUUCACCAGCUAGCACUUGAGUCUUGUCAUCGGAGCCUGAUCUACCUUGGUGACCUCAGCCGCUACCGUGCCACUGAAAAGCUGGAUAAGGAGCCCAAACUGAACGGAGCCAAGGGUUACUACGAGCUCGCUGUGAACCUCAAACCUACAUCUGGGCUGGGUCAUCAUCAGCUGUCCGUCAUUGCGCUCGAGCAACGAAAUCACGUCACCGUGAUCUAUCACCUCUAUCGUGCUCUCUGUCUGCCUGAACCGCACCCGCGCGCGGCCGCUAACCUCGAACUCGAGAUCGCCAAGAUCAACAGCGACUGGGCGAAAGGUGGGUUGAUCCAGAAAACCGGCCCCACUGAUCAAGAUGGUCCCCAGCGCGCAUUAGAGGGAUGGUUUGCACGUUUGCAUGGCAUGUGCUACAAGGGCGAUUCCUUCCGCGGGUACGAGGAGUUGGAGCGUGAGAUCAUCAACCAGCUGUCCAACGGCAUCAAGCAAAAGCAGUGGCCUAUCGAUCACUUGCUUAUGCGCAUGGUCCUCACCAACAUUGGCGCCCAGUCUAUAGCUGGCGAUCGCUACCAAUGUAAGUCCCAUGCCAAGAUCUAAUGGAUAGAUGCUAAUUCACCAUCACAGCAAUACAAGAUGUGCAAUCCGAGCACUCGUUUAUGCACUACGUUCGUAUCAACGUCAAGACAUUCGGCACCCUUCUUCGCACGUUCUCUGAGGAUCUUCGUGCGACCAUUCUUCGCGUGGAGGAUCCAGAUGCCGAGCUAUCCGACUUUGUGACCGACACGUGUCGCCGCUUACUUCCAUGUCUUCGGGUUUACACCAAUUGGCUCCUCGCGAAUCUUCGCAUGGUCGGUGGUCUUCGUCACUACGAUCAGAUUGAUCCGGGCGUUGCUGAGGCGUUGGUGCAAUUCUGGUCAUCCUACGCCCAGGCUCUGGACUUGGUCAACCAAGCGUUUCCCGUGUGGGAUCUCGACGAGAGCGCAAAAGUCGAAUACAUGCUUGAAGAGGACAUCGAUACUCUGCAAUUCUUGCCUGUUACGGAGGAACAAACGAUUGCUACCUGGUACAUUGGCUCUUCCGGUGUCCAGAAGCCCCUUUUCACGGACCGCAAUGUGGUGCGUCGCUCGCCGGACGAGGAGAUGCUUUACCGUAUCAGAGAUUUCUUGAACAAGGGUAUCACCCUUGCCUUUCACGAAACGGCUGCGCCUAUCCAUCUGCAGGGCUCUCGUGUCUUUUUUGAACAUGAAGGCAAUGUUGAGCCUCUCGUGCUGCAGCCCGUCGAGGUCCAGGAGCCGGAAACACCCUUGCCUAGCCGUCCGGCGGAGCAGAAGCCGAAGACCGUUAGUUACGCUGCGGCGGCUGCGAACGGACAUGCGAAGCAAGCACGGCCGCCACCUGCCUCGAGAAUGAUCUCAUCUAAGGCCCAGUCGCGCGAUGCUCUACUCAGCCGUAUGGUGGAUGAUCUAGUGGACGAUGACGACGGCUCCAACUCCAGCACGCCCACUAAGCAUGCUCCGAGCAAUCCGGCUGUCGUCACUAACGGUGCUGGCCGACCGCUUCCUUCGCAGAGCCCCAACGGCCUUCAAAAUGGCCAGAAGCACGUCCGCCGGGGCAAUGGCCCAUCCUCGAAGGCCGUGGGUCACCGGCCAAAUCCGAUAGCAAGACCGACCCAGCAGAGACCGGCGUACGCACAUCAGGACCGCAUGCAUUCCGUUUCCAAGAUUUGGGGUAAUGGCUCUAUGUCUUCCGCUCCAUUUCCCAGCGGGCUGCCUACCGGUACUCUCGCUUCGCCUGUCCAACCGCCAGGUCAUGGCCAUUCUCGCGUGACCUCUGCGAGUAGUGCUCGCAGUAGAAGCUCGCUGAACGUCAUGGAUUCUUGGACUUCGGCUGACGCUGCACCACGUGUCCUUCCCGACAGCGUCAUUCCAGGUACUGAGUAUAGUGUUUAUCCCAGCCUCGAUCAAACCGGAAUGACUAGCCCGCUUCUCUUUGGUGCUGGCGGAAGCGUUUGGAGCCCUGCUGCCUCGAACGGAUAUGGCAACACAACCUCAUCUCAUGGCCGCGGCGGUUGA